Messenger RNA from Notodromas monacha, 1258 nucleotides. Lineage: Eukaryota; Metazoa; Arthropoda; Ostracoda; Podocopida; Cyprididae. The record is from the annotation of a GenBank genome assembly.
UUUUUUUCCUUUUUUGAAGGCAGAAACCUAUCUUUUCUGUUUUUCCGUGAUGUCAUCGUGUAAAAUCUCCUCGUCGGAUUUGGGAGCUAAAAGUAAGAAAACCAAGGAGUCCAGUGACACAGCUGCAUCCCCACUGGAUUUUGAAAUAGCGUGGAGUUUUUCCAAGACGAAUUGGGACCCACUGACAAUUUCGCCUUCACCUGCUGGCUACUCUCCGUCAUUUUUUAUCCGAAUGAAAAAUGACAUCCGAGAGUUGGCGAAGGAUGAGUCUUCAAAUAUCUUCGUGAUGCCGAAAGGAGACUUUCUUGCUUCCAUGGAGGCCGUGAUCCUAGGACCCGAUGGAACACCUUACGAAGGUGGCUUCUUCAUGUUUCUUAUCGGUUGCAUGCCCGAUUAUCCAAUUUCUCCACCGAGAGUUCGAUUUCUUACCACUGCUGAUGGGAAUGUUCGUUUCAACCCGAACCUCUACAAAGACGGGAAAGUUUGUGUUUCCACCCUGGGAACUUGGGAAGGCCCGCCAUGGACUCCUGCGAUAACCCUGUCGACACUUCUGGUAACAAUCCAGUCGCUGAUGACGGAAGAACCACUUCUGAACGAGCCUGGCUUCACGAAGAACAGUGUUUCGGAAGACAAAAUAAAAUUGUACAACCAAUUCGUUCAGCAUGAAACUCUCCGAGUCGCUGUUGUGGACAACCUCAGGACUCAUCUGAAGAUCUCUGAUGAGAGUCCGUUCAAGAAAGUUAUGGUUAAAAAUUUUGUUGAACAUUUUGAUUCCUAUGUUGCUCGCUGCGAAUCUCUGAUGUUCCUCGAAGGGAAGAAAAAGAAUGUAUUCGGAGCCCGUGACAUGCAGUUCGUUCCGAAGACCAUCCUUGCGGAGCUUCAUGAAUUGAAGACACCUGUAAGUUCGGUCUACGAGAACUUGAAGCUUGAUACUAUUACACUUUCCAGUAUUGCGUUGGAAGCGUUGCAAACAAAGUCCGGCAUUCUCAUCAAAUCCUCUUCCAACGAUGAAGCUCAGCCCUCAGGAUCCCAAGAUUCUAUCAAUGAUCUCUCGCCGAACGAAUCCAGUGAAAACGAUUCAGAAUCGGACUACGUUUUUUCCGACGAUAACGAGGAAAAUACGACGGAAUCGUGAAGUGUGUGAGUGCGGUGCUCGGAGUGAAUUGAUGUGAUGCAAUAGAAAGCCAAUGGAUUUUUUUGUCUGCGUGUUCUGCAUGGUAUGCAUGAUGGGAAUAAGAGGUUCGUGUACCUUUGUUCA